CUUUGACACUGUAGUCCUGAUUCUAUCGAAUCCCACAUCGCCAAAAUGGGUCACGAAGAUGCUGUGUAUCUUGCCAAGCUCGCCGAGCAGGCUGAGCGCUACGAGGAGAUGGUCGAGAACAUGAAGAUCGUCGCCUCUGAGGACCGUGACCUGACGGUCGAGGAGCGCAAUCUUCUCUCGGUUGCCUACAAGAACGUCAUUGGUGCCCGCCGUGCAUCUUGGAGAAUCGUCACCUCUAUCGAACAGAAGGAGGAGUCCAAGGGCAACUCCUCGCAGGUCGGCCUAAUCAAGGAGUACAGACAAAAGAUCGAGGCCGAGCUUGCCAAGAUCUGCGACGAUAUUCUCGAGGUUCUGGACCAGCACCUGAUCCCCUCCGCUAAGUCUGGCGAGUCCAAGGUCUUCUACCACAAGAUGAAGGGCGACUACCACCGAUACCUCGCCGAAUUCGCCAUUGGUGACCGCCGAAAGGAGUCCGCCGACAAGUCGCUCGAGGCCUACAAGGCGGCUACCGAGGUUGCUCAGACCGAGCUGCCUCCUACCCACCCCAUCCGCCUGGGUCUCGCGCUGAACUUCUCUGUCUUCUACUACGAGAUCCUGAACGCCCCCGACCAGGCUUGCCAUCUUGCGAAGCAGGCUUUCGAUGAUGCGAUUGCUGAACUUGAUACCCUAAGCGAGGAGAGCUACAAGGACUCGACUCUGAUCAUGCAGCUUCUCCGAGACAACUUGACCCUCUGGACCUCAUCCGAGGCCGAGCCUGCCGCCGAGUCCGCUGCUGCUCCUGCCCAGGAGGCCGAGAAGGCUGCCGAGGCGCCUGCAGAGGAGACCAAGGCCGCCGAGUAAAUCUGACUUACCCCUCAACCCGAUGAUAUCUAAAGGAGACAAGACGGAGAGCGCGGACUUUGGGCGGACAUUGGUGUCUAUGGAGUGUGGAUUGAGAACCCGUCUCAUUUGAGAUUCUGCAUGAUUUUUCCGUGGCAAAUACACCGACAAGACUUUUGGGAGGAUUUUUCUCUCUUCCUACGGGCAGAAGAGCUAAAGCACAGCUUUUGGAGGCAAUUCCGUGCAGAAUGCUUUGCCUUUUAGACUCUAAUGCAAUCCCGUCUGGACAAAAUAAACAAACCCUUGCUUUUCUAUAAGAAAUACAGAAAGUGAAGCGUGAA
Molecule: messenger RNA, 1160 nt
Organism: Pseudomassariella vexata
Lineage: Eukaryota; Fungi; Ascomycota; Sordariomycetes; Amphisphaeriales; Pseudomassariaceae
Product: putative 14-3-3 family protein ArtA
Exons: 4
Coding region: 46-840 (264 amino acids)
Biological process (GO): signal transduction
Cellular component (GO): cytoplasm
Source: RefSeq, a predicted model, not a curated record